AUGUCGGGUCUCGUGAACAAAGCGAAGGAGAUCUUGACUCCCAACAAGGGCCACGAAACUACCACCGGUCAUAGCACCACUGGCCACACCACGACCGGUCAUGACACUGUUGGCCACACAACUGGAACUCAUACCACUACUGGCCAUACGACUGGCACUCAUGGCACUCAUGGUCAAGUCGGUGCUGCCCCUGUGCAUGAUGCAUCAACUCUGAGCCACGGCACCCACACUGGUGGCUACGGCCAUACUACAGGCACCGCCACUACCGGUCCUCAUUCUUCCAAUGUAGCAAACAAGCUUGAUCCCCGAGUUGACUCGGAUGCCGACCAUCGUAACAACCCUACAAGCGUUGUUGGUGGAUACGGCCAAACAGGCACAGGUACGACCUCAGCCUAUGGCCAUGGCACAACUACGGGAGCCACCACCGGCACUGCUGGACCUCACUCCUCCAACAUUGCCAACAAACUCGACCCACGAGUCGACUCGGACGCCGAUCACCGCAACAAUCCUGCCAGUGCUGCAGGCGGAUAUGGUCAGACAGGUACCGCAUAUGGCGCAACUUCAGGAACUGCGGGAACCACGGGAACCAGCACCACCACUGGUCCUCAUUCUUCCAACCUGGCCAACAAGCUUGAUCCCAGAGUUGAUUCGGAUGCAAGCCAUGGAGCAGGCCAUACUGGUGUUGGCGGGAACCGUUUCUAG
Molecule: messenger RNA, 702 nt
Organism: Exophiala dermatitidis NIH/UT8656
Lineage: Eukaryota; Fungi; Ascomycota; Eurotiomycetes; Chaetothyriales; Herpotrichiellaceae
Exons: 1
Coding region: 1-702 (233 amino acids)
Source: RefSeq, a predicted model, not a curated record